Octopus sinensis (East Asian common octopus) is the source of this 3541-nucleotide messenger RNA. Its product is annotated as deformed epidermal autoregulatory factor 1 homolog. Gene Ontology annotation, molecular function: RNA polymerase II cis-regulatory region sequence-specific DNA binding; DNA-binding transcription activator activity, RNA polymerase II-specific. NCBI's taxonomy places the organism in Eukaryota, Metazoa, Mollusca, Cephalopoda, Octopoda, Octopodidae. The transcript is spliced from 7 exons. The record is from RefSeq and is a predicted model, not a curated record. Gene Ontology annotation, biological process: positive regulation of transcription by RNA polymerase II. Bases 232 to 1614 code for a protein of 460 amino acids.
UACGAGGACUUCAUUUUUCCGCCAUCGUUCGUCCUUCAAUGCGGCGAACAACGGAAAUUUCCGAGCAAAGCUUAUGGCAAAAUAAUUCAGGUUUCACUGUUUCCGAAAGACUCAGAAAUUAAUGUGCAUUUCAUUUUUUCAGUUACCUUCAUUGAUAUUUAUGCCUGAACCCAAAUCAAAAUUAGAGAAUCCGACUGAAAAAUUUGUCGACUGGAGAGUUUCUUUACUGUUAUGUCUGAAGUCGAUAUUUCCGACUCGCUACCGAAUGGUGACGAUCCCGCCUUCACGGAGGAGGAGGACCCACAGCAGACUGCCUCCGACCAUCCAGGUACGGACAGUGGUGCUGGCUCUGUCACCCCUUCUGUGGUCACUAACAACGGUACCAUUCCAGCAGAUCAAGUGUUUGUUGCAACAUCUCAAGGUAUACUCUCUGCAGAGCAGCUUCAAGAAGCAGGUAUCAAGACUACGCAUAUCGUGAUUCAUGAUCAAACCUUAAGUGUUGCAGACGAGUCUGAAUUGAAACCUCCAUUAAAUACCCCACCGACUCCUCUUGAUAAAGAUAUUAAAGGGUUCAAGUAUCAAUGGGAUGAAUCAGUUCAUUGCAUGAUUUUGCCUGUCAGAUGUAAAAACACUAAUGGAGAACUCUACAAGAACAAAUUUGGAUCAGGUGGUCGUGGAAAAUGUAUAAAAAGUUCUGAACAGUGGUUCACUCCAAAUGAGUUUGAAACCUUUUGUGGUCGUGCCAGCAGUAAAGACUGGAAACGCAGUAUCCGAUACGGUGGCCGAACUCUACAGUGCUUAAUUGAAGAUGGCAUUCUCCGAGCACAUGCUACUUCUUGUACAUGUGCAGCCUGCUGUGAUGAUGAAUCUGUCACGGGGCCUGUUCGCUUGUUUGUACCAUACAAACGGCGAAAGAGAGACAAUGAAAAUGGAUCUCCAACAAUGAAGAAAAGGCCUGGUGAGCCGAAAUCUACUAUAGUGCCUUCUGGAAUGUCUAAAGAAGUAGUUGUAACAUUACCGAGUGGUCCUGCUCUUAGCCGUCCCAUUAGUGUGAAUAAUGCAGAAAAUGGAGAAACUGUUCACAUAGUUACAACAGAUCCUCAAGGUAACUUCGUAACUGGAGAUGCUGUUGUAAUGACAUCCUUGACAAAUGCUUUAAAAGCACCAAUGCCUAAUGUAUUAUCAAUGGAUGUAUCAGAACAAAAAUAUUGGUGGCAACUCGAAGAGAUGGCCAAUUCUCUAGUGCAGCAAACACAACAGCUGAAAAGUAUGAUAGAGCAAGCAAAACAGCAGAGCUUAAUUGCAAAAGAAAAUGCUCUCCAACAACUAAAGUUGCAGAUGGAGAAAGAAAAGCAGGAUGCAUUACAAGCGGCAAGAAUUGAAAACCAAAUAAAUCUUUCUCGUGCUGUUUUGGAAUGUCAAGCACAAAAAGACAUUGCUGUUCAAAGUGCACUUGCUCAAGCACGAGCUGAAAUGCAAGAUAAAAUUGACAGUGUAACUUUAGUUGCUGGGGAUAAAGUUACAUAUGCUGUGACUUGGACGCAUCAAAAUUCACAGGGUAACAUGGACAGUAUCAUUGAUGAUGUAGAGGAGUUAGAAAAGGAGAAAGAUUGAAAUAAAUUAUAUAUGAUUGUCAUUUAUUUAACAAACCCGGUUACUCAUGGUCAUAAAAUCUCUUUCUUUUCAUCAGUUUUAUUAAUCAACUCUGUUGAUUCCUGUUCUGGAUAUUUGAUAUAUAUACAACUAUGUACAACCAGGUACAUGGGAAUAUGCAAAUUAAAGCAUAAUAUACUGUCGUCAGUAUCCAAACAUCUUAAAAUUUUUAUUAGUAUCUACGUUAAAACCCUUCUAUUUUUUUUCCAGCUACAACAUUUGAUAAAUAUUUUCAAAGAAUGGCUUGAAAGUUGAGCUGUUGAUGACUGAUCAAUAUGGUCAAAAGUUCAAACUCUACUACAAUCAUUGUGUUAUAUCCUUCCUAAUUAAGGUACAUAACUUUGCUUGAUCUGGUUGGCCUGACUAACAAAAACAGGUUUCAAUCCUAUUUCACAGUUGACUUGUUCGAGGUAACAAGAGUACCAGGCAAUAAAAAGUAGUUGUGUCAACAAAAACCUUCAAACUAAGCGUGGAAAAAUGAAUGUGAAACAGUGAAAUAGCAUUUAAGUUUAUUGUAUCAUAUGGCAGGUUUUUAUUUAAAAUACUUCAUCUAAUUUUCCUUUUAAUCAUUAUUUAAAAGUCUGAAGUAAAAUUGUCUAUCAUUCCAUAUCUUUCUGUAAUUUAUUUUGUAUUUCAAAGUAGUAUUAAGUCCAAUAGUAUUUAUAAAAAUAAGGCUGCUGUUCAGUUUACUGAGUAUUCAACUAUAACACCUUUUUUUUCUAUAAUUGAAGAGAUAAUCUUACUAAUUUGAGUUUUCUUUAUAAACUACUAGAAGUGAGUAAACAAUUGGUUUUCAAUAGAACUUGCAUUGUAUUGCAUUUCAUAAGUUUUGUAUCUUUAAAAAGAAAUUCAUGUCCAACAGAAAAGAACCAUUCAUUUCACAACUGAAUCAUUAAUUAAUAUUAGGAAUAUCAUCUAGUUGUGUAAGAAAGGAACCACUUCUCCAUCAUCUGCAAAUAUACACAUUUGCUUAAUCAUCCCACAUAUUGGUAAAAAAAAAAAGACAAACAUGUAAAGCCAUACAUGAAAGAAAAAAAUUCUCUUUAUACAUACAUCAAAAUUUGUGUACCAAUGAAUGGGUUGUAGUGAUAUCUGCUGCAGACCUCACCUACAGAUCUCUUGAACUCCUGUGUUACUUCAGAAUGAUAUUGAUGCAUUAAGUCAUGGUUUUCUAUAUUUGUAUAUGUACAUAUGUUUUUUAUUAUUCAGUUGGAUUGUUAUUGACGUUAUAUUAUGUUGAUAAUUACCCCUCAAUUGUUCAGAUGUUUAAAGUAAUUUGUCUCAAAGCAUUUUAUGAAGAAGAAAAAAUGAAAACAAACAUCUUAACAGGACAGUAAAAAAAUUUUGCAUUUCUGUCUCAGUCUAAUGGGAUUUACUUAUUGCAGUCUGUAAAAACUUUCAAAAUUGCAUGUUUUAUUUAAUGUUUAACCAUAUUCUAUUGUUUGUUUGAUUUCAUUCAUUUCAUUCAACUCUCAUUCAGACAUUCAAAUCAUAAUUUUCGACUUUCACUUUCAUAACCAUUUUUUUCAUACUAGCACAGAUGGAAUGAUUUUCACAAAUUUUAUACAGUCUAGUAUUAUAAUUACAUUGUGGCUGUGAGGUUAAGGUGCUGAGACUACAUACUACAUGGUUGUGAGUUGAAACCUUGUUAGAGAUAUUGUGUCCCUAAGCACAUAUGUGUCUCUGACAACAGAUAUAACUCUUCACAGUUGCAUGGUUUACUGACAGGAAGGUCAACUUGCUCCAAAUUAUGUAAAUAUCAAUUUGUAACAUCAUUUCAUCUGCGCUAGAAUUAAACUGGAUGGUUUUUCUGUUUUCUUUUUACUCAUGAAAAAAUAAAAUUCUGUCACUUCUCAAAUCAUUAAUAAAAAUUAUUCACUUUCAGGUU